AUGAGCAUCUUUCGGAUACUCCAGGAAGUCUCUAUCAAGCUCCAACUCUUAGGAGGCAAUUCCUCGCAGCAAGCUAAGGAGACGUGCGGAAGAGCGCCCGGUUUCUGCACGGCAGCCCUCGCUGGGGAACGACUGACGGGUGGUACAACCAGACAACCCGACAAAGAGAAGAAUGAAGUUCAGCUGGCUUUCGGGGUGAACAGCACAGGAGGUGUCACCCCAGUUCUAAGCGACCACUUCUGGGUUCCCCUCUCCUCCACAUCUACCCCUCGCUGCUCCCCUGCACCCCGGAGCGAGCGGGCAGGCGAGUGUGGAGCUGGGAAGAUCGAGCUCUCCAAUUCUAGACAGGAAGAAAGGCCAGGAACUGCAAAGAACGUACCUACAGGUGUGUGUUUAAAGGAGGCCCUCAGCUUCGAAUCCGGGGCGCUCCCCGGGGGCUCUGCCAGCUCCCACCACCGGGCCAGACUCUUUAACUCCCCGCUUCCGCAGCUGUCUUCGACCAACCAGGACUCCGGGCUGCCGGACGACUGGCCAAUCGCGUCGCGUGGCUGUCCGCGAACCGGCCAAUCGCAUCGCGGCGGCGGAGUAAAUUCGAAUGGCAACUCCUCGCCCUACGUUCCGCGCAGAGGAGCGAGGCUCCAGAUUCAAAUCAACGCAGCCCCACGCCGGCGGCGAGCGCGAGGGGCGGAGCCUGGCGGCGUUCUGCUUGAGAUUUCAAAAAUCUUGAAUACUGGCUUAGAUAUGGAAACUUUGUCUAUUUGUGUUCGACUUUGUGAACAAGGCAUUAACCCAGAAGCUUUAUCGUCGGUCAUUAAGGAGCUUCGCAAGGCUACUGAAGCACUGAAGGCUGCUGAAAAUACGACAAGCUGAAUUUCUGGAGAAUUCUUGAUGAGAUAUGUCAAGCUCUGCAAGAGGAUUUGAAGAUUGCAUUGUAGUCAAGAAUGCACAGUAAAAUUACUGCAUGCAGCAGUGUAGACAAAAUUUUCCUUUUAAAAAGAAUUAUAAAACCAUAGCUUUAUAAGUCAAUGGAAAGUGGCUUACAGAGAGAAGUGUCAGAUGUGUUUAUAUCGCAUUUACUCAUUUUUUUUAAAUGGCCCUGAUGCUUUGGCGUUGCUAUAUUCAUAGUUGUGCAUUCCUUAUUUAUAGCUCUGAUAGCUUUAAUUUUCUAAGCAGUCUGUCUGGCAGCUGUGCACAUCUGCUGUGCCUGGUUGAAGUAUUGUGGAACCCAUCAGCAGGGAUGUGCAGUAGUUACGACUUGUUGACAUUUCCAUUAUAAACUUUAAUUUUGAAUUGUUUAUGCAUAACAAGUGUGGAUUUAUGCUGUAUUGGCUGAAAGUUGACAGGAUUUCAGCCACGAUUUGUGAAUUUUGAUUUAUAUUUUUUAUGUAUACCAGAAUCUUGUUUUCAAAAUAAAAACAUAGAAAACAUUUCUUAUAAUCUGUUCGUUAACAAAGAACAUUUAGUUUUUUAAAAGUUUUGGGCAGUUAAUAGUGUAAGCCAAUCAUUUUUGUAUUGAUUAAAAAAUAAAACUUCUAGAAACUUGAACAUUUUAAAAGUACUGACAGUGCUUAGCAUAGUGUUAUUUUUAGUUUAAACCAUUUAAAUCUAAUAGGAAUAUUGAGAAUUUUUUUCUAAGUUUUCUAUUCUAUAAAGGCCUGUAAAAUCAUUUAUAAAAUGAAAUGGAGCCAACAUGCAAAAUUCCUUUUUACUUUUAUUACAUAAAAGUAAUUGGAAUGCUUACUUAAUAAUCCUGAGUGGUUAUUUAAUAAAUCAGGUGGUAUGUUUCAACAAAUAUUAUAUGUAUUUUUUUGGGGGGUAUAUUGUAGAUACACAUAAUCAGUUUAUGCCUGUACAUGAUAUAAUCUUGCUUUUUCCCCCUCUUCCCCUCCCCUCCCUUUAGCCCUCUUCCCUUCCUUAUUCAUAAAAACUAACGAAUACUAUAUUUUCUGAAGAAGUAAACAUUUUCAGUCAUUAAAACCAAUUAAAUGUGAAUCAGGAAUUAUAAGUAUGGAUUUCUAAAAUCCUUAUUUAUCUUCAUUUUUAUCCUUCAAGUUUUAACUCAUCAAAGUGAUGAUUCGAGAAGAAAUUUUAGAAAAUUUAGGAUAGAAUUGGUUCUGUUCCUAUAACAAUCUCAGUGAAUUUUUUUUGCAAAGCUAAUAAGAUUUAAUCAGAUUUUACUGUUUCUUAAAUUUUAAGUUUUUUUAGAUGCCAUUUAAAUGAUGGUACAGGAAUUCACUGCAUUUCUUUUUGUUCAGACACCUGUAUGAUUCUAAUAAGAUGUGGCAGUAUUUAAAUAGCCAGCUUCUCUGACAUUUAAAAAAAAGUGUUGGCUUUUGACUACUUUGACUUUGCAAAUGUACGGUGUCUGUACUGACUAAACGGAAAAGUGGUUUUGGGAGAACAAGUAUGAAGACAGUGAGCACUUGUGAGCAGUAUUUGACUUAUAAUAAAUAUGGUAAAUACUGCCUGGUACUCAUACAUAUAUUUCAGAGCCCUUUCCUCAUACCCCAAAUUUUGUGUGUAUUUCUGGGCCUUAAGAAUUGAUGGUUUUAUUUAUGAUUUUGUAGAUUAAGUUAUUUAUGUAUGAAACAAAGUAGGAAAAUAUAUUGAAAAAGAAUUGUUUACAGAGGACUUUAAUGUAUCUCAUUUGUUAAAUGUAAACAUAUAUUUUUAAUGGACACUUAAGUAAUAUUUAAGAAACCAAACAAAACAACAGAAUCACAGUGUCAUGUGUGUGUCGGUAACAAAAAUAAAGCCAUUUUGAUGAUA
Molecule: messenger RNA, 2769 nt
Organism: Chinchilla lanigera (long-tailed chinchilla)
Lineage: Eukaryota; Metazoa; Chordata; Mammalia; Rodentia; Chinchillidae
Gene: Mzt1
Product: mitotic spindle organizing protein 1
Biological process (GO): mitotic spindle assembly; microtubule nucleation by interphase microtubule organizing center; gamma-tubulin complex localization
Cellular component (GO): centrosome; interphase microtubule organizing center; spindle
Source: RefSeq, a predicted model, not a curated record